Messenger RNA from Gongylonema pulchrum, 222 nucleotides. The record is from the annotation of a GenBank genome assembly. Lineage: Eukaryota; Metazoa; Nematoda; Chromadorea; Rhabditida; Gongylonematidae.
AUGGAUAUACCAUCAGUUUGCGAAUCGGAUCCUGUAAUGUUCCACAGCUUGUACGAUGAGUCGUUCUGCCCUAGGCAGUCCAGGAAUAAUCAUGAACCGGUGAAUAUACAACAGCGUAGUGUCAGUGUUCCAAGGCCGGCGCUACAUCCAGCACCCGUAGGCCUUUUUCAUUUAUUGUUUGGCAAAACAUUAGCGUUGAGCCUUAGUAACGAGUUGAGUUGA